GGGGAGCAGCUGCUGCCGCACCGCGCUCCGCCGCCCGCCGCGCCCCGCCGACGCCAUGGCAUCUGGAGUACAAGUUGCCGAUGAGGUAUGCCGUAUCUUCUAUGACAUGAAAGUGCGGAAGUGCUCUACGCCUGAGGAAAUUAAGAAGAGGAAGAAGGCUGUCAUCUUCUGCCUCAGUCCAGACAAAAAGUGCAUUAUUGUGGAAGAAGGCAAAGAGAUUCUGGUGGGAGACGUCGGUGUGACGGUUACCGACCCUUUCAAGCACUUUGUGCAGAUGCUUCCUGAGAAGGAUUGCCGUUAUGCCUUGUACGAUGCAAGCUUCGAGACCAAGGAAUCCAAAAAAGAAGAGCUGAUGUUUUUCUUGUGGGCACCAGAACAAGCACCUCUUAAAAGUAAGAUGAUCUACGCAAGCUCCAAGGAUGCAAUCAAAAAGAAGUUUCAAGGCAUAAAGCAUGAAUGCCAAGCAAAUGGGCCAGAGGACCUCAACCGAGCUUGCAUUGCUGAGAAGCUAGGAGGCUCCCUAGUCGUAGCUUUUGAAGGAAGUCCCGUGUAGAUGUCAUACAGUGCCACAACUCUACAAGCAUUCCAUGUUUUAAUAUAUCAGUUAUGUAAACAACCAUUCUAGGCAAGGGUUUCACUAACUGUAGGGAAGCUGUCUUGUAGAAUAAAGUAGAUUUUGGAGAUGUAGCUCGUAUGUACAAAUGACCCUAAAUAAAUAAAAUCUAAGGAUUUA
Molecule: messenger RNA, 733 nt
Organism: Gavia stellata (red-throated loon)
Lineage: Eukaryota; Metazoa; Chordata; Aves; Gaviiformes; Gaviidae
Gene: DSTN
Product: destrin, actin depolymerizing factor
Exons: 4
Coding region: 56-553 (165 amino acids)
Biological process (GO): cell motility; actin filament fragmentation; actin filament severing
Cellular component (GO): actin cytoskeleton; cytoplasm; actin cortical patch
Molecular function (GO): actin filament binding
Source: RefSeq, a predicted model, not a curated record